This is a messenger RNA of Linum trigynum, 2314 nucleotides long. Lineage: Eukaryota; Viridiplantae; Streptophyta; Magnoliopsida; Malpighiales; Linaceae. The record is from the annotation of a GenBank genome assembly.
UAAUUGUUUAUAAUUUGAAGCUCAAUAUUUAAUAGACAUUACGCAAACAUAAUAAUAACUAGUAGUAAUCCAUGAUGAUUCUUUGUUUGCCGCCUAUAAAAAUUGAUGGUCAGUAUCUAGAAUAUAUCAUGAGUAUAUGACCCUUUGAUAGUAUACAAAAGAAAUGAAGAUUGAAGAGUUGAGACUUAAUAGCAGAUUUUCUUGGAAUAAUCUUCCAUUUUUUUUUCUAAUUAUGAUAUAUGUCAUUGAGUUUCAAUGGGUAGAUUUGUCAUGCAAAAUAUCAUUAAUUUUUUUUCCAAAAUUAACAAAUAUAAAAACAAAAAUACGAGUUACAUUUGUUGUUCGAAAAAAAUAAAAGAUAUAGACGAGUGCAAAUUAAAUUUCAAUGUUAGUGACAUUAAUAAAUUAAUUGCCUAACAAUUCAUUAAGAAUUCUAAACCUCCAAAUUCCAAAAAAUUUAAACCUCAUCAAAUUUGUCAUUUAUGCACCUAAUUAAGUUGUCGAUAUUGCCAAUGUAAGUGAAAUUGAUACCUAACAUUUUCAUUUUGGGGCAGGCAGUUUGGUAAAUGGCCAGAUUCUACAAAUAAGCCUAUAGCAAUUCAAGUAUUCAACACAUGGGCAUGAUAGUGAAGAUCGUCUCCCUCUCUGUUAUAUUUAUGUAGCGCAAACUGAUGCCAUACGUACCCCAAACCAACCGCCAGAAAAAUGGAGUACUUCCUCCUCAGUUGCCUCCUCUGCCUCCUCUGCACCCUCACCGUCCUCCAGUUCCUGGCAAGAAGACCCAACAAAACUCCGGCCAACCUCCUGCCGGGUCCAGCCCGGCUUCCAAUAAUAGGCAACCUCCACAAUCUGGGCGACCAGCCCCACAAAUCACUAGCCGAUCUAGCCAAGAUUCACGGGCCCUUGAUGAGCCUAAAGCUCGGCCAAAUCACCACCAUCGUCGCUUCUUCCCCUGCCGUCGCCAGAGAAAUCCUACGAAAGCAUGACCAAGCCCUCUGCGAGCGCCAGCUCAUCCUCGCCAUACAAGCCCUCGACCACCACCAGUCCGGUCUGCCGUGGCUCCCCGUCGAAUCCAAGUGGAGGAACCUCAGAAAAGUUUGCAACUCCUACCUCUUCACUACCCAGAAGCUGGAUUCCAACCAGGGCCUCCGCAGGAAGAAGAUUGAGGAGCUCCUCGAAGGUGUUCGACGAAAUGGCUGUGAGACGGGGAAAGCGGUGGAUAUCGGGAGAGAGGCGUUCAGGGCCACCUUGAAUGCUCUGUCCAUGACGAUUCUUUCGUUGGAUCUCGCAAAUGAUGACGAGGGAUGCGCCAAGGAGUUCAAGGAGAUUGCGAAUGGGAUUAUGACAGAGGCCGGGAAAUCCAAUUUGGGAGACUACUACCCUGUUCUGGGCAAGAUGGAUUUGCAGGGAAUACAGAGGCGGACGAGUACUCAUUUCCGGAGAGCUCGGGAACUGUUUGGUUCAGUGGUCGACGGACGGCUGGUGAAGCUGAAGUCGGAGAGCUAUGUCUCCGGUAAUGACAUGUUCGACACACUUCUUGCCUUUGGAGAUGAGAAUAGUCACGGGGCUUCCAUGGAUACAGAGCAGAUUAAAAGCUUGUUUUUGGAUCUAUUUAUAGCUGGGACUGAUACAACUACAAGCACUUUAGAAUGGGCCAUGGCUGAGCUCUUACGCAAUCCCAAUGCACUUACUAAGGUACAAGAAGAACUAGAUCAGACGAUCGGAAAAGGAAAUCAUCUUCAAGAAUCAGACAUUCAUCGAUUACCCUACACUACAAAAAAAGUGAGCUAUGCCAAGGGCUCUGUACCAAGGGUUUAGUAAACCGCUGCUAAUUUGAUUCCGGACGCACAGUUUCACGGGUUCGUUCAGGGGUUCGGAAACCCCCGCUACUGACUUAACUACUAAAAAUUCAAUCUAUCGGGAAACUCUUUGACACAACAACCCGUCUCUUCAUCUUCCCAACCCCUAUUAUCACAAAUGCUUUUCGCCAUCUCCCCUCCAUAACAAAAUCCCCAAUUUCCAGCUCUUAUGCCCGUGAAAUGAAAACGAACGCUGAUCUCUCUCUCCCUCCAAUUGAAUCAGUGGCGAUUCUCCGGUCUCUCUCUCUCGAUCAGGCGUAAAACGGUAGAAAUUCUGUGAUUCUCCUAUUCUAUGAUAAGGUUCUAUCUCUUUCUCACUCUCUUGCGCGCUCUCAACCUCUCUCUCUCAUGCGCGCGUGAGCUCUCUCUCUGGCGGCCGUUGGAGCAAAUGGCGGCCAAGUUGGAGAUGGCAUUGCUCGAGUUGUGUAAGUUUGUGAUAAAAGUGUUGAACUUCU